AAUGUUUUUUCAAAAUGAUAGAAGACAUUUUUGGCAGUUAAAAAAAAAAUAGGUAGUUUUGAUUUCAGCUUGAACUGUAUUUAAUAAAGCAACAUGAAACCAAGGAACACCUCGAUUGUCAGCAUUAGUCAUAUUAUUCAGCAGGCCGGCGUAAAUAACACGUUUAACAUCAAAGUUCACGUUUAUUGACGCACGCCAUCACGCCCCAUCGAUGCGUCUAAAAAUACCCGCGUCUUGCAGUCUAUCGGUUUUCGAACGCACCUCCACCUCCAGUCUGCUGGAGGCCGCCAUUGAGAUCGCAAUUUUACCGCGCUUUUCGCAACAUAUAUUUUUCGUAAAAUACUUUUUUGUUUGGAACAACUGCAAUUAUAGUGUUAUUAAAAUUUAUAUUUAAUAGGUGAUUUUUUUAUAAUGAUGGCGUUGAAAAUGGGCUUGAGAUUGCCGCCUUUGAUUUUAUUGGUAUUUAUUUGUGCGGAUGUCAUGGCGAAGGAUUCGGCGGAAUUGACGGAGCCUGUUGGAGAGACUAAACAGACCGUUAAGGUCAACACCGGCGCCCCGCUGAUGUUCGCCGACGAACUAAAACAGACGCUGGAGAAGUACCUCUUCGGGAUGUGUCCCAGUGGCUACAAGUAUCUUUCACAGAUGCCAAAGCCGAAGAACGCGACCGCGGUCAGCUGCGACCUGGACACGGAGCAGCAGGACCUCGCUGGAAGAUUAGCGGCCCUAGCGCUCCGAGCGCACUCGGCCGGACGCGGCGACUGCUCGCGGCUCGGCGUCGCGCUCGCGAACACGUUCGGCGAGCUUGCUCGCACCGCCGCCAACAGGCACGCGCUCAACCAAGCAGCGACAAACGAAGCGAACAAGAAACGCAAGCUCUCGAAAAGCCAGAAAGCGAAGAUCCAGGCGAAGCAGCGGACCGCGCUCGCCGUCAAGAAGAAGGCUGCUGCCUUAGCCGCCGCCGCUGCUGCUAAAAUGUCUGCGUAGACAUUAGACAUUAUUAGCUUUAACUUUAAAUAGUUAUUUCCUUAGUUAACUUAUAUUGUUCAUAAGAAAUAUUUCUGGAGAAGACGUAUUUCUUAUCGUCGUUGAGAAUGCUAAAUUCGGUAUGAGCGCGUUUUUAUCAAACUAAAUAAUACCUUAUGUAUUUUUUAUCUAGGUAACUAUUUGUAAAAAAUCGAGCACAUUAUGGAUUUGGCAUUCUCAACGACGUUAUGUAAACUAAACUUAGUCAAUAAAUACUAAACUUAAAUAUAAAAAUACUCUAAACAUGUAUAAAUAAAUAUAAAUAUAAACUAAAGUUAAUUAUAUAUAUAUAUAUAAACACUCAGUACACGUUACUAAAUACAUUGUUUAAAAUAUGGCACCAUCUAAA
Molecule: messenger RNA, 1372 nt
Organism: Cydia pomonella (codling moth)
Lineage: Eukaryota; Metazoa; Arthropoda; Insecta; Lepidoptera; Tortricidae
Exons: 5
Coding region: 412-984 (190 amino acids)
Source: RefSeq, a predicted model, not a curated record